UGNGGUGGUGAAGAUUCUUCAAUGGAUAAGAAAUGGUGGUAUGGUGGUGGAGGCUUAUGUCAACACUCUAGGUCAGGGAUAUUGGAGGUGUAUAAAGGACGUGCCUUAUGUGAUCCAUACGACAAAUGUGAAAUCAGAGGCAUUUGUGAAUGGAGCUUUUCAUUGGGCUAUUGAUUUCCCUGGGUGCCCCAUUGUUUCAUUUGAUAUUUCAGAUGAAGUUUUUAGAGCCGUUCCUUGUGCUCAACUUGGAGUGUUGGAAAUGACCGAUUCAUUGUUAGUUUUAGGUGGGUGUCUUGCAGCAGUUAAGACCUCAUUUCCUCUUCAAAUUGAGAUAUGGGUUAUGAAGGUUUAUGGUUUUCAGGAGUCUUGGACCAAGAAUCUCAUCGUAAAUCUUUAUGAGCUUGGGAGAAAUGUUGUGGGUGUAAAGGUUCUAUCUUAUCUGAAAGAUGAUGAACUUUUAUUGGUCGUGAAUAAUCACUCUCUACUGUCUUACAAUCCCCAAACCACAAGGUUAAGGAAGCUUAACAUUGUUGGACUCCCAUCUUGGUUUGAAGCCAUUGCGUACGUGGGGAGCCUCGUUUCACCUUCAGCUUAAUUAAGAACCAGAGGACAACAGCGCUAAAGGAUUUUGAAUGGAAUGGGAGAAUAAAGUCAGUGGGAGUGAAAUGCUAAGUAUGAAUGUAGUUGGUGGAUGUUUUGUUUAGUUUCAAGACAACUAUUGCAGUGUCCAACAAGACCCGUACACAACCUCCAACACUUCUUUCUGUGCUUUUAGUUUCUUGUAUAAUCCCAACAGAAUAGCUUACCAAACUACUUUUCUUUUUUGUGGAAGAAAAAGGUUUUGUCAGUCUAUUGAAAGUGAACAAGGAGGUACAUGUAGUCAUUGAUGCAUUGCAAUUUCAUCCAUAUGGUUUGAAUCAAUAGUGGUUUGUGAUGUCGAUAGUUGUUGUGUAUACAUUCCUAAUGCUGAUAAGAUAUCUAUUACAACUCAAAUCAUUUCAGCAUGGGUUUGUCCCAACAUUCCCAAC
Messenger RNA from Ilex paraguariensis (yerba mate), 1028 nucleotides. The record is from the annotation of a GenBank genome assembly. NCBI's taxonomy places the organism in Eukaryota, Viridiplantae, Streptophyta, Magnoliopsida, Aquifoliales, Aquifoliaceae.